This is a messenger RNA of Gymnodraco acuticeps, 916 nucleotides long. RefSeq lists its product as uncharacterized. The record is from RefSeq and is a predicted model, not a curated record. The coding region runs from base 35 to 916 and encodes 293 amino acids. Lineage: Eukaryota; Metazoa; Chordata; Actinopteri; Perciformes; Bathydraconidae. The transcript is spliced from 2 exons.
GACACAUCGUAUUGGACUACUACCUAAGACUGCCAUGGCUGAUUCGACGCCUGCAAGACUGAAAGUGAUUUUGGGGGAGAACAACAUUGAAAAACUGUCUCUUCCAAAUGGCAUACCGGAAUCAUUGGAUGACCUUCUCAGCAAGUUAAAGACUUUCUUUGGGUUAAAGGGCGACGUCAGACUGCAGUACAUGGACCAAGACUUUGGCAACGACUUCUUCAAUCUGAAUUCCACCACUCAACUUCAGGAUUUGGGAACAAUCAAAGUGAUCCACCAGCAAACAAAUACACCUUUGAACAUUGCCACUGAUACCACAUCAUCGUCUUCACUUGAGUGUGAUGGCAAUGUUUCGUUGGCAUCAGAUGACACAAUAAUCCUCUCAUCCCCCGAAUCUGUGUCCUCUCGAGCCAAACAGUGGCCAGCGGACUUUCCGAUUCCUCAAUUUUCAUAUGACACGGAGCUGCAGCUAGUGAAGGGGAAUUCUGAGUUUAAUGGAAGCCACAAAAUGUUGACUGUCAGCUCCCGAAGCAAGUCUGAUAUUCUGAAUAGACUUGCAGAAACAAUUUACGGGUACAAGGCCUAUCCAGAUGAUUCACAUUUCUGCACAGUAGCAGAGGCUCUUAUCAAAAAGCAUCCUUGUUUGAAAGAACCUGGCUCAUUCAAUGGCUGCAAUGGAUGGAAACAGCGCCUGAAAUAUAAGAUGGGAAACUACAGGACUCAGCUCAAAUUGCAGGGGUGCCCAGAGCUGGUGGUAAAUUCCCUGAAAUCUAAAGCUGCUACAGAUGCUUUCCCUGCUAAAAAAGUCAAGAGGCCAAAGCGAGCUGAGGCUAACUUUUAUCCAUCCUGGUGCCAAUCUGGAAAGCCUGGAAAAAUAAAGACUAGAACUUCUGACAGACAUCAGGAUAAGGAACAAUAA